This is a messenger RNA of Funneliformis geosporum, 120 nucleotides long. The record is from the annotation of a GenBank genome assembly. Lineage: Eukaryota; Fungi; Glomeromycota; Glomeromycetes; Glomerales; Glomeraceae.
AUGAGCGAUUCAUCAUCUAGAUUAGAACAAUUAAUGAAAUAUGCAAUUUCACAAAAAGAUUUAUCAGUAAGUGCCGUACUAAAUACAUCAAAGAUAUUCACUCCGCACACCAAAGUAUAA